Molecule: messenger RNA, 1634 nt
Organism: Scaptodrosophila lebanonensis
Lineage: Eukaryota; Metazoa; Arthropoda; Insecta; Diptera; Drosophilidae
Gene: sau
Product: Golgi phosphoprotein 3 homolog sauron
Exons: 5
Coding region: 556-1440 (294 amino acids)
Biological process (GO): Golgi to plasma membrane protein transport; Golgi organization; retrograde vesicle-mediated transport, Golgi to endoplasmic reticulum
Cellular component (GO): Golgi cisterna; trans-Golgi network; cytosol
Molecular function (GO): phosphatidylinositol-4-phosphate binding
Source: RefSeq, a predicted model, not a curated record
UAAUGUCACGUCGGAGAAACAUCAGCGAAAUCGACGACAAAGCCACAAAUACUAAAAGAUAGCUUAUUUUGCGCAAACUUUUACAUAGAACAAGUGCAUAAUAUGCGAUUGCAUAUAUUUAUUGUGUAUUUUUAAUAAAUCCGACAAAAUUGUCAAUGUAAAUUCUAGAGUUUUAACAAGAAGAUAAACAAAACCGUCGCUGUCGCAGUGUAGCCCCGAUGUGCAGAAAGAAGAAGUGAAAAAGUGCGUGUAAAAGGCAACGAAAAAGUCAAAAUACAAAAGAAAGAAGCGGAACAAGCAGAAUAACAACACACAUACACAACAACAAUACCUAUCUAACACACACAUAAACUUCGUAAAGGCAAGAGGAGCACCCGCAGAAGUAACAGCAGCAACAGCGCAGUCCGCAAUUGUGCCACACACACAAAAAAUCAUCAAGAACAUUGUCGUCGAAAAGAGCAAGAAAGCAGAACCAACCAGUAAUUACGCAUUUGUGCCGUACUUUCCUAGGAAUAUCACAAUCAUCACCAUAGUCGAGUGCCGCCAUCAUUCAUAAUGAAUCGCACCGACGGUCUGGUGAGGCGUGCUGUGAAGACUCGCGAGAAUGGAGCUGAGGGCGCAUCAGGCUUGAACGCUAACACAUUGGAUGACAAUCAGGACUCACUCGAUAACAAGGAUCAGGAGGACAACCUAGACGAUGGAGACUCAAAAGAGACACGACUUACGCUCAUGGAGGAGGUGUUGCUGUUGGGCCUAAAGGACAAAGAGGGUUACACAUCGUUCUGGAAUGAUUGCAUAUCAAGCGGCUUGCGUGGUUGCAUACUUAUCGAGCUGGGCAUACGUGGGCGCGUCAUGAUUGAGAAAACGGGCAUGCGACGACGUGGUUUGUGUACAAGGAAACUUAUUUUAAAAUCAGACCAGCAAACCGGCGAUGUUUUGCUUGAUGAGGCACUGAAACACAUUAAGGAAACCGAUCCGCCAGAGACGGUCCAAAGUUGGAUUGAGUAUUUGAGUGGCGAGACUUGGAAUCCACUGAAGCUGCGCUACCAGCUGAAGAAUGUGCGUGAGCGACUGGCCAAGAACUUGGUGGAGAAGGGUGUGCUGACAACAGAAAAACAAAACUUUCUGCUAUUCGACAUGACGACACAUCCGCUGAGCGAUAAUGUUGUCAAGUGCCGUUUGGUCAAGAAGAUACAAGAUGCCGUUUUGUCAAAAUGGGUGAACGAUCCACAACGUAUGGAUAAACGUAUGCUGGCAUUGAUCUUCCUGGCGCACGCAAGCGAUGUCAUUGAGAAUGCAUUUGCGCCGCUCAACGAUGAUGACUACGAGGUGGCCAUGAAACGUGUUCGAGAACUGCUCGAUCUGGACUUUGAAACAGAGGCGGCUAAGCCGAAUGCGAAUGAAAUUCUUUGGGCCGUGUUUAUGGCGUUCACGAAAUAAGCAAAACUUACGCCCACACAAAUAAACAUAUACACAAAAACACACACACAGACACACACACAUAGAACACAUACCUACAAACAUUGCUGCUUGUUUUUCAAAUGUGUAAGCAAUUUGUGAGCAACCAAUGAACGAGAGAGUGAAAAAAAUGAAAAUAUCGGCAACCAUUGCCGUGAAACUUUAGAAGCGCAAAA